Lathyrus sativus (Indian pea) is the source of this 2202-nucleotide messenger RNA. The record is from the annotation of a GenBank genome assembly. Lineage: Eukaryota; Viridiplantae; Streptophyta; Magnoliopsida; Fabales; Fabaceae.
AUGUACUCUACUGUUUACAAGCAACAUGGAAAUUCUGAUGCUUCAAUAGCAUCCUUUAUAACAACAGGAUUUGUUGGCCAACUUAGAGGCUGGUGGGAUCAUUAUCUCACUGAAUCUCAAAAAUUAGAGAUUCUUAAUCAUAAAAAAAUCGUUAAGAGCGAACCAAGAACUAGUACGAGCACUAUUGUGGCUACAACCACCACAGGAGAAGAAGAUGCAGUGUAUACACUGUGUCUCUCCAUCUUACAACAUUUUGUAGGAACCAAUGUCCCCAUUGGAGAAAAAAUCCAAACACUUCUCCAAAACCUUAGGUGUCCUUCUCUCACCCACUUUAGAUGGUAUAAGGAUACUUUUCUUUCAAGAGUUUAUCAAUUAAACAAUCCCAAUUCUUUGCAUUGGAAAGCAAAAUUUAUUGAUGGAUUACCUCAUUUCUUUUCAGAAAAAGUUAGACAAUCCUUAAGACAGAAAAAUGAUGGGAUAAAUAUAAAUUUUUCAGAUCUUACUUAUGGUCAUAUAAUUAGCACUUGUGUUAAUGAAGGAUUAACUUUAUGUAAUGACAUAAAGCUUAGAAAUCAACUCAAAAAGCAAAAGCUUUCUGAAAAACACCAAAUUGGUGAAUUUUGUGAGCAAUUUGCUUUUGAUCUUGGAAAAUCUCCAGAUAAUAAAAAGAAAAAAGAAAAAAUUUUCUGCAAUAAACCUUAUAGGGAUAAGCCAAAAAAUUCUUAUAAAAAUUCUUAUAAGAAUAAGAAAAGGGGCCACUACAAUAAGAGUAGACCUAAAGAAAAAUCUUUUGACCCUAAAGGUAAAAGAAAAGCCAAAAGGCUUGACAUAACAUGUCAUAAAUGUGGCAAACCUGGCCAUUAUGCCAACCAAUGUUGGACUAAAAAAACUCUUAAUGAGAUAGAAGAUGAACAAUUACGUUCUCAAUUAGAGAAAGUUUUACUUCUCAAAUCUGAUUCUGAAGAAUACUCUUCUGAAGAAGAUAUUAAUAUGAUUUAUGAAUCUUCUUCUGAUUACUCAUCUGAAUCUUCUAACAAUAAUAAUUGUCAAUGUAAUCAAUUAGAUUACUGGAAAUCAAUAGUAGAUAUGAAUGGGUUAAAUGUUUUAACCUCAGAACAGGAUGGAGCUAUAAAGGCUAUAGAGUCCAUUUCUGAUAAAAACCUUAAAAGAAAAAUGCUUGAGGUUCUAAUCCAAGAAAACUCUAAAAGAGAAUCUCCUAUUAUUACAGAAGCACCUUACCAAUUAAGUGAGGUUUUGUCUAGAUUUAGACAGUCUAACAUUCGUGAAACUCCUGUUUCUAUUAUGGAUUUAAAUAGAGAAAUAAAUCUCUUAAAAAAUGAGAUAGCUCAAAUUAAAAAAGAAAACUAUGGUUUAUCUCAAAGGCUCACUUUUUUAGAGUCCAAUAAUUCAAGGGUUGAAGAAAUAGCUUCAACUAGUAAUCCUUCACCUAGUGAUGAUUUCCUUUCCCUCAUUGAUAGAGUGACCUCCCAAAAAUGGUUUGUUAGAAUAACUUUAGUGAUUAAUAGAAAUUUCAUAUUAGAAAAUGAAGUUGCCCUUAUUGAUAGUGGCGCUGAUUUAAACUGCCUUCAAGAGGGAAUUAUUCCCACUAAGUAUUUUGAUAAAACUACUCAAUCUCUUACACAAGCUGGAGGAGAUAAACUCACGGUUAAUUAUAAACUGUCUAAUGCUUAUGUUUGUAACAAAGAUAUUUGUUUACCCACUCACUUUAUUCUUGUGAAAAACUUAACUCAUAGAAUUAUAUUAGGAACUCCCUUUCUGCAUAAAAUUAUGCCUCUAAUUAAUGUUGAUCAAAAGGGAAUUACCUCCAUUAUUAAUAAUAAAAGAAUUACUUUUGAAUUCAUUACUGAUCCUCAUACUAGGAUGAUUAAUGAAGUUAAAGAUAUUCUUCUUAAAAAAGAAAAACAAAUUUGUUUUCUUAAAGAAGAAGUGGGUUUAUUAAACAUCACUUCUCAACUAAAAAACCCUGAAAUUCAAAAUCAAAUUAAAUUAAUUGAUCAACAUUUUAGAGAAGAAAUAUGCAAUGAUUUACCUAAUGCCUUUUGGGAUAGGAAGAAACAUGUUAUUUCUUUACCUUAUCUUGAUGACUUUAAUGAAAGUCAGAUUCCCACUAAAGCUAGGCCUGCUCAAAUGAAUCAUGAGUAUUUGGAUUUAUGCAAAAAAGAGAUAGAAUCUCUUUUGUAG